Molecule: messenger RNA, 4390 nt
Organism: Paramormyrops kingsleyae
Lineage: Eukaryota; Metazoa; Chordata; Actinopteri; Osteoglossiformes; Mormyridae
Source: RefSeq, a predicted model, not a curated record
ACAGCACAUAAACUGCACAUCGUCUAUUUAUAAAAAAGAAAAUAUAACUGCGGAAUUUGCCAUUAUUCGCAUAAAAAUAAAGGUGGCAAUGCAGAUCAAAAGUUUCAGCGUUAUUUUGAUCUUGUUCAAGUUUGUCGUUAACUCUGAUGGUUUCCUGCUACACGGCUCUGCUGGUCCUCUAACAGCCCGGCUGACAGGAGCUGUACUGCUGCCCUGCUUCGUGGACAGACCCCUGCCUUUGGAGGAGCUGGAGGUGGACUGGAGAAGGACUGAUUCAGACACCAUCGUGCACCUAUUCCAGGGGGGUCAGAGCAGACCUGAAUCACAGGGGGAUGCCUACAGGGGCAGAGCGCGCUUCUUCUCUCAGGAAAUCCCCAAAGGCAACUUCUCCCUGCUGCUUGAGGAAGUGAGGACUGCAGAUGCAGGAGUGUACAAGUGUGUGGUUUAUACAGAGCAGGAGCAACGUGAAACACGGGUGGAAAUACAGGAAGUAGAGCGUCUGGUGGUGACAGGUGGAGAUAAGCCUGUCUAUGCACAUGUGGGAGAGGAUGUGACUCUCAGCUGCUCUGUGGACACCCAUAUUAAUGUGACAGAGGUUCAGGUGAAAUGGAUAAAAACAGACGAUGAUGGUGACAUCUUGGUGCUUCUAUACGCUGAUGGACAGAACAGACCAGAGUCACAAGAUGGGAGAUACUCUGGAAGAGCUGAAUUCUUCACUGAGGAAAUUCGCAAAGGAAACUUCUCAAUUAAAUUGAGGAAAAUCAGGCCUGAAGACACAGGAGAGUUCAGGUGUGAAGUCUACUCAGAUACUGAUUCUGCCAAUACAACUGCCAGGAUAGCAGCACUGGGUUAUUCAUCCCUGCAUUGGCUGAUUCUGGGGCUGUGCAUCGCUGUCACAACUGUAGUCCUACUUACUGGUGCUUUAUCUGUCAGGCAUUUAAUAAGGAGAGAUAAAAGCAAACAGGCUCUGUUGAGUCACUGUUCACAUGUCACAGUCCCACCAAUCAUGGUUUCCGCAGCAUUCAUCCUGUGGGGUGUAACUGAAGGAUCCACAGAAGAGGCUGUUACUUGUCCUGCCAUCAGUCUGCUGUAUAUCCUGGUGUUGAUAAAUAUGGCUCCAUAUCAGGAUUUAAUUGCAAAAACAUGGCAGAAUAUUAUGCUCAACACUCUAACAGCUGCAUUUCCCAUCAUUAUGGUUUGUGUCCUAACAGGUUCUUUCAUUGAGUUUUCAGCAAAAUAUUCCCCAACUUCAGCUGAGAAAGCAACAUUUGGAGGCAUUUUUGGUGGAACCAUAUUUAUGUUCAUCUUUUUUCUUAUAGCCCGAAUUGUCCACACAUUGGUUUGGACAAAAUAUUCUGAAAACAGUGAAAAAAGAGUGACAAUGCGUGGCAUCGCAGUAGGAAUAACUGGAAUUAUAUUUCUGGUCAUCCUGGCUUCAUCCAUAAUUGCUGCCAGUGUUUAUCUGGCAAAAUACUCAGCUCUGGCUUGGAAAGAACUUGGAACAUUUUCCACUUUAUUAAUGUUUCCAGUCAUCAUGGUUUUAUUGCCACCUGGGUUCAGUGUGUUUUGGAUAAUACGCUCCCGUAGGAUGGGAAGAACAGUACGACUUAGAGACAUUCUUGUAAUCGUGGGUAAUUUCCUGUAUAACCCCAGACUGUUUAACCUGCUGUUCUUUGCUAUUUAUUCCCAACUCUUUGCCUGGAUUAACAACACAUUUAAAUUAGAAUAUUCAAUUCCAAUUGCAGUAGCUGCUUUGGGAAUCUGUGCCUGCAUAAUUAUCAAGGAUUAUUUAUGGAAUUAUGAAAAAAAGCGCUUGCAGGGAUUUUACUAUUUUGCUCAGAAAAUCCUUUUGGGGAUUUCCUUCAUGCUUCACCUAAUAUUAAGUUUCCUGUAUCUAAGUGUGAUUCUAGAAAAUAACAAAGGACGACCUGUAAAGAUCUGCGAGUUUGUGUUCAUCUACAUUCUGAUUGUCACAUUGCUCUUUCUAUUCCGGGAGCGGGAACAUUUACUUGGAAAAUCCCAUAAAUAUGUAUAUUUCUCAGGGUCUUUUGGUCUCCCUCUCCUGAAUUCUGUUGCCCUGGCUGUAGUAUUAAAACUCAAAAUGGACACAGGAAAACAGCCAUUGGAUCUACGGCUGAUUGUCCUGAUUUCUGGGUCUGUCUUCCUCUUUAGCUGGUUUGUUAUAGAGAUUUCUGCAUACUGGUUGCAUAAAAAAAAAAAAUAAAGGAAGCGAUGGGCUUGGCUGAGAGACACCAAGAUACCGAACUGGAUCAGCCCCUCCUUCCACUCAGCAAUUUUUAUGCGUAGCAGUCCGGUUGCCGAUCAUCGUGGGAACCUCAACUAAAUUUAUUGUGGGUGAAUUUAAUUCAAGUUGGGCUUUGAGGACUUUUUUGGAGAGGUGUAUGGUUGGCUUGGGCAGUGUUAUGGUAAUAUUUUUGUCAUACUGCAUUAUUUUCGUUCAGUGAAAUCAUCAUGGGAGAAUUUAAUCCUGUCACGUAGCGCAAAGUCCCAGUCAGUGGUGGCACAGCAAAGAACAGGCACAGAUCUGGUGGUCUGGUCACACAAAGUGCUCCAGCGGCUCCAGACAAAUGGCCUGACCUGGCACUCAGAGCCCAAGUUUUUCUCUCAACUGUGUCUAUAUAUGUAUGGAUGUCAGUCUCAGAAGAAGAGUGAUUAAUUAUGUUUAACCAUUCAGAAGUUGAGCUCAGCCAUAAAGCAAGAUAAAGUCACUUUUUCACUGAUAUUUCUUGUUUGUUUACAAGGAAUUGGUGUACUCUGUCAAAAGUCAACUUUUUACAGUCAUGUACCCCCACAGAUUUUCAACCUAUACCUACAUACCCACUUUAGCUCUACACAGUGACAUGAAGAGAAAUUUUAAUGGAAAGCAUCAAAAAUCAGCACUGAGAACAUCAAAGGGGGCCAUUUCAGUCAUUUGAGGAAAAAGGGGCAGAUGCUCAGGCAGCCUCAACCCCCCUCCCUCCCAUGUACCUCUCUCUACGCAGACAAACAUACACAAAUACACAGACUAUAUACACAGCAAAGUAUGAGACAUUUAGUACUGUCCAUGGACAAUAUUCAUAUUCGCGUGUCGUUGAACAUGUUAGGGAUUGCGGACAUAUCAACCUGGUCAUUAUAUCAGACAUCUAUUGAAAUCUGUCAGGAAGGAAGCUAAUUUCUUACAUUACCCAUGCAUGAAUAGCAGCUAGCUAGCGACAAUCUUUUGACUCUACUUUCUAGCUGAUUAUUAAGUCAUUGACAUAUACACAGUCCUAAAGUGACUUUUUGAAACAACAAAUCCGCCUCUGGUUGAAGACUGCUGGCUGGUUGUUUGCAUGUUUGGUUACAUUAAAACUAGUCAUGUAAACUGAAAGUUAAACACCACUUCAUGGUCAAUGUCAGAUGUUAAAUUUCAAACUCACUGGUUCCAUUAAUCAACUGAAUCCCUUUUGCAGAGAUCAUGUGACAAUCAGGAGAUGAAUGCCUUGUCACCCCCUGAUCCCGAUAGACCAAAUGCAGAGCAGAGAUCACAUGACAAUCAGGAUAUGGAGGCAUCUUCACCUUCACAAUGAACCAAACCCAGAGGAGGUGCCAAGAUCUGUUGAAUAACCAGGCCAGUGAGAUAAUCAGUCACCAGAUUAUCAGUGAUCUGUUACAGUUUAUUGUGUUUGACUUGAGAGACUUGGCUGGGUAGCAGAUGCACCUUUGUUUUGAGGAGGCCCACUUGUGUGAAUGAGGCGGCCUGCAGUUGUCACGCCCUGCUCCGUCCGCUCCUGAUGUUUGUUGGUGUCUCUGUCCUGUUGUCCGGAAUAAACCCCGUUUGCCUGCACUCUCGGCUUGCUUCGCCUGCUUCCCGAUUCGCUCACUCACCUACCGCAACAGCAGUCCUCAUGACCCCGAAUCUGCUUGUCAGCUUGUCCAGGAAAAGUCUGUCUAUAGAGAGACAUACUGGAAGACAUACUGGGAUAAAGUCGCCUGGGAAGAACAACAUGGGCUCCUUCAUGUUGUCCUGUGUUUCCCAAACUCCCUAUUUCCGACAUGCUGCUGUGUCUGUGUCAGGAAUGGAUAUUAGCUUCUCAUAAUAGCUUGACAGCUUGAUUUGUACAAUGUACCGAAACAACAUGAAAUAUAUUCUUUUGGGUUUUAGCAACAGGCACUGUGACUAAAAUAGUUCAAAAUCUUACCACACAUGAGUAGUUUUCUGUAAAAUAUCAAUGAAUAGGGAAAGUGCACCUUCAGGAAAACCCUCCAGAAACAGUCCUUUGUAAACAUUUGUAUAUGAUUCUCACAUUUGUUGUAUUCUUUACAAUAUUAAAAUCUACAUUAUAAUUAUAUGUAAUUAUUCUGAAUAAAUCCUCACUGUUUUUAUUGGUCUAUGGCUAUAUUACGCUCA